This is a messenger RNA of Haemonchus placei, 927 nucleotides long. The record is from the annotation of a GenBank genome assembly. Lineage: Eukaryota; Metazoa; Nematoda; Chromadorea; Rhabditida; Trichostrongylidae.
AUGGCCGCACUUGAUGUCGACAGUUUGAUGUCUCGGUUACUGAAUGUGGGAAUGGCCGGAGGGCGACUGACUACAUCGGUGUCAGAGCAGGAACUUCAACAGUGCUGCUUCACUGCACGACAAGUUUUCAUAUCCCAAUCAUCACUUAUCGAGUGCGAACCACCACUGGUUGUUUGUGGGGAUAUUCAUGGACAGUACUCGGACCUGCUUCGUAUUUUUGACAAAAAUGGUUUCCCACCAGAAACAAAUUACCUUUUUCUUGGAGACUACGUCGACAGAGGACGCCAGAACAUCGAAACUAUAUGUCUGAUGUUCUGCUACAGGAUCAAAUAUGCUGAAAGUUUCUUUAUGCUUCGCGGUAACCAUGAAUGCCCUGCCAUCAAUCGUGUGUAUGGUUUCUAUGAAGAAUGCAACAGGCGCUAUAAAAGCUCUAGGUUGUGGAGCUCAUUUCAGGACACGUUUAACUGGAUGCCAUUAUGUGGUCUGAUCGCUGGACGAAUUCUGUGUAUGCACGGUGGACUUUCUCCUCAACUCACAGCUAUCGAUCAGCUUCGAAAUUUGCCUCGACCACAAGAUCCUCCAAACCCAUCGAUGGGCAUUGAUUUGCUGUGGGCAGAUCCCGAUCAAUGGGUAAAGGGAUGGCAGGCGAACACCCGGGGAGUGUCCUAUGUGUUCGGACAGGAUGUCGUCAUUGAAAUGUGUGCGAAACUUGGAAUUGAUCUGAUUGCUAGAGCCCACCAGGUGGUGCAAGAUGGCUAUGAAUUCUUUGCCUCAAAAAAGAUGGUGACCAUAUUCUCUGCACCUCACUACUGUGGACAGUUCGAUAAUUUCGCAGCCACGAUGAAGGUAAGCGAAGAUCUCGUCUGCAACUUCUCCAUGUAUAAGCCAACCUCAAAAGCAGCUCGCGUUGCAUCCGGUCAGGCUUAA